Molecule: messenger RNA, 1551 nt
Organism: Monosiga brevicollis MX1
Lineage: Eukaryota; Choanoflagellata; Craspedida; Salpingoecidae
Exons: 5
Coding region: 1-1551 (516 amino acids)
Biological process (GO): protein phosphorylation
Molecular function (GO): NAD+ poly-ADP-ribosyltransferase activity; protein kinase activity; ATP binding
Source: RefSeq, a predicted model, not a curated record
AUGGCCGAAGUAGACCCGUCGUUGACUCUCUUCAGUCUCGGCCAGCUUGACUUCCAGUAUAACCAAAACCACAAGGUGUACAAAGCCCGCGCAGCGCUGCCAGAGCAGCCCGAGCAAGAUUUGGCGGUGAAGGAGUACGCAUUCGCCCAGCAGCACAAGCAAGAUCAAUGCCGGACGUUUCUGCGUGAACUGCGUGCCAUGCGCAAGCUUGCGCACUCAAACAUCAUCCCGUUCCUCGGCGCGUUUGUGGACGUGCACAGCGGCCACGCGUGCGCGUACCUGGUGCAGCCGUGGUGUGCGCAGGGUGAUCUGCAGCAGUGGCUGAGCACGGCUCGACAUCUGGCCACCUCGACCGUGAUUGCAGGCUUGAUGAAUCAACUGCGCACGGCCCUGGCCUUUGUGCACAGCAAGGGCUUGGUGCACCGGGAUAUCAAGCUGAGCAACGUGAUGUUGGACGGCUCGGAGGACCAGCCUACUGUGCGGCUCGGCGCGUUUGACAUUGCCAAGGCCGCAGCCGAAGCCAUGAUGCUAUCCUGCACCGCCACUGCAUCGUUAGGCUACGUCGCCCCCGAGGUCCUUUUUGGUGACGGCCGGGUGGGCGCACGUCCGGCGCAGGAUGCCUUUUCCUUUGGCUGUGUUCUCUACAACACCUACAUGUUCCCGCAGACGGUGCCACCUGCUCACCCAUGGAUAUUUGAGGUUGCGGAUCAAUGCAGAUGGAGCAUAGACGCGAGCGAUGGCACCUUUAGCUUUCCGCAUUUGGCCGCUGAGAUGUGCGAUUUGAGGAGCGACUUGCAAAUGGAAACGCGGGCCUUGCUUGCAACAGAUCCAAAGCAACGGCCAAGCCUAUUCUGUGCCGGACAGUUGGCGCAGCGACCUGUCGCCGGCCAAGUCGGGCCUGCCAUAGAUGUUUUGCGCGACGCGCCCGAGCUCAUUCUUGAGGUGACCGACCUGUUGAAGCAGCUGAGCAUCGAUGGGCGAGGGCCAGCAAACAUGACAGUGCAACGAGUCGAGCGCGUAGAGAAUCCCGUGUUGUGGGAGCGCUACAGCGCGAAGCGACGAGAGAUGUUGCACCGCAUCACGAAUCAUGAGCACUAUAAUCAACUUCAGACGGCCACGAUGGACGCCCUCUCGGGCCUUCCAGCCUUGCUCCGAGAUAGAUCCUGUCAAGAGCGCCUGUUACUUCAUGGCAUUCCCCCUGACAGAUUGCUGCGCGACAAGAUAGUGCGCCUAGGUCUUGACUAUGGCUUUGACGGCCAUCGAUUUGGCCGUGGUAUUUACUUGGCCGACGACAUUGGCAGGAGCCAUCAUCGAAACGCUUCAUCUGGGCCCGGUAGCAAGCGCAUGCUCAUUAUCACACGAGCAUUGCUAGGUCAUACUCAUGUCCAUAGAGCGCCUCUGUCUUGUGAGCUUCCCCCGGUUCUGCCCCUUGCGCCCAACAAUGAGCGAUAUGAUUCCAUCAUUGAUGCACCACCAGAAGGUUUCCGAGAGGUGGUCAUGUUUGACAAUGCGCAGACUUACCCUGAGCUCGUUGUCUCCUAUACCGUUUGA